AUGAGAUUCACUACUGCCACCACUUUCCUUGCUCUUGCCAUGUCCAUUUCUGCUCUGCAGUCAACCAAGAUGACUACGGCGACUGCCAAAGACCAAUGUACUACUGGUGACAUUGCCUGCUGUGACUCGAAGGAAAUCCUGUCUGGUGACGGUGUUCUGGGUAACCUUCUCGCUAAGGGUGGUCUUAACGGUCUUCUUGGCAACGAUGAUUCCGCAUCUUCCACCAAGGACUUCGAGACCGGACCUGUUUGUAAGAACAUCAUUGCUUGCUGCCCUAAGGGUACUGGAGAUUGCACUGCUAUUGAUUCCGCAGAGUAA
Penicillium brevicompactum is the source of this 318-nucleotide messenger RNA. Its product is annotated as hydrophobin family protein. NCBI's taxonomy places the organism in Eukaryota, Fungi, Ascomycota, Eurotiomycetes, Eurotiales, Aspergillaceae. The record is from RefSeq and is a predicted model, not a curated record. Bases 1 to 318 code for a protein of 105 amino acids. The transcript is spliced from 3 exons.